AUGAGGUACCAGUGCUUCCUCACACUGAUUGCUCUCUUCCUUCCUCUUGCUGCUGCUAUGUUUCCUUGGUAUGGUGGGAGAGUACCCCUACCAAGUCCCCCUAACAACAAUUUUGCACCGGUGAACGGAGUAUUCGACGAAUUUGCAAAGGUGAUCGGAGGAUUUGCCGUCUCCGACUACAACAAGCUUACUGCCAAAAAGUUAGUCUUUCAGUGUGUGAUUUCAAGCGAGUUAGUGGCUGGUGACAGCACUUAUAAGCUUGUCACUGCAGCCAAGAAUGGAUCAUUGUUAACUAGCCUUACUGUUAAUUAUAAGGCUACUGUCUGGUUCAAUCCUCAUGAAUGGGGGUUUCUAAAAUUGAAGACCUUUGGCAACGUUAAAAUUAAUUGA
This is a messenger RNA of Rosa rugosa (rugosa rose), 390 nucleotides long. RefSeq names its product cysteine proteinase inhibitor 1-like. The transcript has a single exon. The record is from RefSeq and is a predicted model, not a curated record. Gene Ontology annotation, molecular function: cysteine-type endopeptidase inhibitor activity. The coding region runs from base 1 to 390 and encodes 129 amino acids. Lineage: Eukaryota; Viridiplantae; Streptophyta; Magnoliopsida; Rosales; Rosaceae.